This is a messenger RNA of Pyricularia oryzae 70-15, 1545 nucleotides long. RefSeq lists its product as uncharacterized. The record is from RefSeq and is a predicted model, not a curated record. Lineage: Eukaryota; Fungi; Ascomycota; Sordariomycetes; Magnaporthales; Pyriculariaceae. The transcript has 3 exons. Bases 1 to 1545 code for a protein of 514 amino acids.
AUGGGGCUGGAAUGGAACUCGGGCAUGCAGCUGGCCUGCGCCAUGUGGGCAUUGACGGCCAUGUCCCUGGCCCUGGUAGGGCUGCGGCUGUACACGCGGAUUCGCAUCAUCAAGUUCGUCGGCGCCGAGGACCACAUGUACGCGUGGACGGGCCUGUUCCUGCUCCUCUUCACCUGCUCGAUCCAGGUGGGCGUGCAGCGCGGGCUGGGCCGCAGCUUCUGGAGCCUGGGGCUCGACGACUCGAGCGACGCCAUCUUUUGGACCUACGUCGCAAACACCUUUGCCAUCACCGGCAACGCCAUGGCCAAGCUGUCCAUGGGCCUCUUCCUCCUGCGCGUCGUGCAGAUCACCUGGCAGCGCGUGGCCCUCUGGGUCCUCAUCGCCAUCACCGCCGGCACCUCCAUCGCCCUCACCAUCAUGCUGUGGAACCAGACCACCCCCGUCAAGGCGAGCUGGGACCCGCUGAGGACGCCGGGGACUUGGAACAUACAGAUCCAGCCGUUGAGUGUCGGCCUUGGAGCUUGGUCGAGUGCCUGUGAUUUCUUCUUUGCCAUCUUUCCGUGGCUGUUCAUCUGGUCAUUGCGCAUGCCGCAGAGAGAAAAGCUGAUGCUCGCCGGAGGCAUGAGCCUGGGUGUCAUCGCUGGAGUCUGCGGCAUCGUCAGGACGGUGGUCCUCUCCAGACUCGAGGUACUAAACUACACGUUGAACUUUGUCCCCUAUUUCGGCUGGGCCGGCGCCGAGAUCGCCGUCGCCAUGUUCUGCAUCGGCAUCCCGACGCUGCGACCGCUAUACAUGAAGAAGCGACACGGCGUGACGCACGAGACGGUCAGCAACAUGAACCGAAGCGGCCAGCCCCCGACGGGCCAGAGCGACGACAGGCUGCCGCGCUUCACCAUGAUCCAAACCAAGCAAGAAAAGGGGGGCGAUCUGGGCGGCAGCAACACGACCCACCCCUCCACCAUCCCGACCACCUCGACGACGUGCUCCUCGGAGCACGACCUGGAGGCCAACAACACGGCCCUCGACGACAGCAGGGUCCUGGCCGCAGCCGCAGCCGCCAUGUCCAAGCCGAUCGACCUAGAAAGCCGCGCCGCGUCCCCGGCCGGCAGGGACUACCAUCACCACCACCACAACGGGCCCGUCAGCCCGACGACGCUGCAGGCCAUGAGGCUGGCGGCGUUUACGCGCUUCCCCGACGCCGGGGGCCACAUGCCGCCGCCCGCGCGGCCGGUGGCGGCACACGUGCGCAGCGCGUCCAACAAUGCAGUCUACUACGGCCACGGCAGGCGGCGCGAUGACGACCUCCGGCCGGCCACCUCGCACUCCCGCAGCUACAACGGCAGCGUCGCGAGCAGCCACACCAGCCACGACAGGCUGCGGCGCGACGACAGCGUCGAUCUGAUCCUGGGCCUGUACGACCACAACCAGCGGCCCCAGGGCGCGAGGCCGCCGAACGGGCCCCCCGGCGACAGGCGCGGGAUAUGGAUCACCAGCGAGGUGCACGUCGGGAGGGAGGAUAAUAUCAACUGGCCACUGAGGAGUUGA